Molecule: messenger RNA, 801 nt
Organism: Suillus bovinus
Lineage: Eukaryota; Fungi; Basidiomycota; Agaricomycetes; Boletales; Suillaceae
Exons: 4
Coding region: 1-801 (266 amino acids)
Source: RefSeq, a predicted model, not a curated record
AUGAACUCGCACCGUCAACUCGUCCAGUAUGGCGACCUAGAACAAUCUCAACAAAUCAGUGUUGUCUCAGCAGCAGCUUCUCGUCCACGUCAAUCACCUCCAUCCAAAAAACGCAAGAGGUCAAACCAAAAAGCCAAACGUCCCAGAAAAACUGCCCACUGGUAUGAACCAGGAGAUGACCAAAUGAACGACGACGACGCCAGUACCCAUGGUGAGGAUGGUGAAGUUGAAGAGGAGGAGAGUCGGGAGCUCACACACGAAGAAAUAUGGGACGACUCUGCGCUCAUCGAUGCCUGGAACUCUGCCACAGCAGAAUAUGAGGAAUUUCACGGGAAAACGCAAGACUGGAAGUCGACCACUGUCAAGAAAUCUUCGCUAUGGUACAACAUCCCCUAUAAUAGUUCGAAGGAGAAGGCCAAGGCAACUAAUUCAAUAAAAGUGGCGUCUGCAGAGGCCGCCAGUCAGGCUGCCGCAGUUGAAGAGGAGGACUCUGCUCCACUUGAUUUCGACACGUUCGUCCCAUCGUAUGAUCCUUCGCUGCCGGUACCAUCUGAGGCACCCGCGGCACCCGAGUCCUCGUUUUUCAUACCUGCACCUUCGAACACUAUGGUAAGCCGCGACGAAGCUUUCAGCCGUGCGCUAAGUGCGAUGUAUUGGGGCGGAUACUGGACUGCAGUAUACCAUUGCCAAAAUCAGCAUUCCUAUCAGGAGGAUGUCGAGGAGCAAGAUCAUCAGGAAUACGAAGAUGAUGAUGAAGCUCUUGAAAAUGAUCCUGAAGAUCUGGUACCUACGCAGCGAUAA